Molecule: messenger RNA, 2162 nt
Organism: Fimicolochytrium jonesii
Lineage: Eukaryota; Fungi; Chytridiomycota; Chytridiomycetes; Spizellomycetales; Powellomycetaceae
Product: Carboxylesterase
Exons: 4
Coding region: 182-1951 (589 amino acids)
Source: RefSeq, a predicted model, not a curated record
CCCAGGGGAAUACUAAGUGGAUAGAAACGCAUGACAUGAGGCCCGAGAGCUGUGAACUUUGUCGCGGACCGCUGAUCUGGUACGGCAACUCGAUCAAUUGUCGGGUGAUAUAAAGAGGCAGUGUGAGCAGGAAGCAAUCCUCUUUGUGCCCGCUGCCAGUUCUUGAUCAACCUCCCUCAAAAUGCUCGUCGUUCCUUUCCUGUUGGCUGUCGCCACCGCGACAUCCGUCUCUUCGGCUGCUCCCACUCCCACUACCGUGACACCUGCCGGAACGUAUACGGGCAAGGCCUGCCCGCAGUCGCCCACAUACGCACAAUACUUAGGCAUCCCCUUCGCCAAGCCGCCUACCGGUGACUUGCGAUUCGCGGCUCCCGUCGCAUACGAUGGUCCAUUCAAGUCCAACGUUACCCAGAUGCCGCCGGCUUGCUAUCAGAACGCUUUCUCCGGAUUCCCUGUGCCCGCUAACCAAAGCGAAGACUGUUUAUUCCUCAACGUUUACGCGCCCGUUAUCAGACCCGCCAAGCCUCUGCCCGUUCGUUUCUUUAUCUAUGGAGGUGGAUUCCAGAGUGGUGACGUCUCUUCCCACUAUUACGAUGGAUGCCAGGCCGUAAGAAGGGCCGCGCCUCCUACGGAUUCGAUUGUCGUCACCGUGAAUUACCGCGUUGGCCCACAAGGAUUCUUGGCACACCCUGUUUUCGCCGCGGCCGAUGGGUCCGUCGGCAAUUACGGAUUCCUCGACCAGCAGCUUGCUCUGAAAUGGGUCAAGGCCAAUAUCCGACAGUUUGGCGGCGACCCAGCAAAAGUUGUAAUAUUUGGAGAGUCAGCAGGAGGAAAUUCCGUUUUCGCCCAUAUGGCCGCCCCAUCCAGCGCCGGUCUCUUCUCCGCGGCUGUGUCGCAGAGCGGUCUCGCAGUCGGGAUGUUCCCCAAGGAUGUCGCAGCGGAAGUCGCUCGCGAGUUUGCGAACAACGCCGGAUGCACUUCCGGGGAUGUUGCCUCGUGUUUAAGGUCCUUACCGCCUGCAGCUAUCUUGAACGCGAGCAUGGUUUCACCGUCUCUCGGGCAACCGGGCUACAAGUUUACGGACAUACUCAAGUACGGGACUCCGGACUAUGGGCUGGUCCAAGACGCGGUGACUUUUCCGAAUGUGUCGCGAGAUGCUUUCCUGAGCGGAGAGUUCAACAAGGUGCCCGUGCUCGCGGGCACAAAUCUCAAGGAGGCCAAUCUGUUCUUACCAAGACACAACUUUACUGAGGACGAUUACAAGACUUAUAUAUCGGAUUCCUUCCCGGCCAACCUGACCUCCGCCGUCUCAGCGCUUUAUCCUCUUUCCGCAAUGUCCCCGGCGGCCGCAAUCUCCCAGAUCGCUACGGAUCGUUGGAUGGCGUGUCCCAGUCGUCGCGACCUGAAAGCCAUUGCCGCGGCCGGAGUUCCCACCUACGCCUACCUCUACAAUGUCACGCUUUCUUGCAACUUCAUCCCAGGCGUUCCGUCCAAAUUGCUCGGGCCGUCGCACUACUCGGAAAUCCCACUCGUCUUUGAUUUCACCACCUUCGCCGGGCCUUGUACUGCCACCCAGGCGGAGCAGGAUCUGGCGCUUGCCAUGGGCAUCGCCUGGACAUCCAUGGCCGAGCGGGGUCGUCCGUUCAAUGACACCGCCGCGACAUGGCCACAGUACCCGGGGUAUGAGGAUCUGAGCGUGGCCGGGCCUACCGCCGUUACCACGGAAAAACAGCUUGACUACUGGAAUCCUCGCUGCGCGAUUUUCGACCAGAUCGAUUGGCCCUACGUUAUUACGCAGACCAACUACACUACUCAAAGCAACGGUACUGGAGCCGCCUCGACACCUUCCGGGUCCUCGAGCGGGUCAAACACAAACUCAGCCUCGGCCCCGGCCGGGCACAUCGCCCCGGCUAUGAUGGUGGUUGUUGUUCUCGCACUUGCGAUCCUCUAAGCUAUAGGACAUUAGCAUCUCUCGUUGUUAGAAUUGUAUUUUAGAUUUCUUACUGUACAGUACACAGUCAUGUCUACAACCGGUCAGCCGCGCUAGAAACUUCCUAGUAGCGCCAAACUUUGCUGCAGGGAAUCCCGCCUUCCAAACUUCUCGUCUGCUGCCCAUGGCUAAGAAGAAAACACGUUGUGCUUCGGUAAGGCGCGCAGGACGA